Austrofundulus limnaeus is the source of this 1007-nucleotide messenger RNA. RefSeq names its product transcription factor 15 (gene tcf15). NCBI's taxonomy places the organism in Eukaryota, Metazoa, Chordata, Actinopteri, Cyprinodontiformes, Rivulidae. Gene Ontology annotation, molecular function: protein dimerization activity; RNA polymerase II transcription regulatory region sequence-specific DNA binding; DNA-binding transcription factor activity, RNA polymerase II-specific. The transcript has 2 exons. The coding region runs from base 161 to 706 and encodes 181 amino acids. Gene Ontology annotation, biological process: regulation of transcription by RNA polymerase II; developmental process. The record is from RefSeq and is a predicted model, not a curated record.
GAGGUCUGGGUCUGUUCUCUUCACCGCAAACCGACUCAUGAAAACUCAGACAGCUUUUUAACCGCAGGUGGUUGGACACUUUGCGCCACAUGGAGACGUAGCGGACACGUUUUUUCUUGGCUGUUGAUCGCAGACUGACUUCAGUGAAGCGUUUUGAGUCAUGACUUUCGCCAUGCUGCGGCCCGUGGCCACGCACCUGAUCUACUCGGACUUCACCGUCACCUCGGAGGAGGACGACGAGAACCGCAGCGAGAGCGACGGCGGCUCGGAGCAGAGCUACUGCGGCUCCUCGGAGAAACGCAGGCGGAUCUCCCACAAGCCGGAGCCGGGGGACACUGCGGUGGUGAUGAAGCAGAGGAGCGCGGCCAACGCCAGGGAGAGAGGCAGGACGCAGAGCGUCAACACCGCCUUCACGGCUCUCCGGACUCUCAUCCCCACCGAGCCCGUGGACAGGAGGCUGUCCAAGAUCGAAACGCUGCGGCUCGCCUCCAGCUACAUCUCCCACCUGGCCAACGUGCUCCUGAUUGGAGACGGCGGCGCCGACGGACAGCCGUGCCUCGGCCCGGUGCACGCGCAGGGGGAAAGCGGGGGGAAGCAGCCGCGGAGCAUCUGCACCUUCUGUCUGAGCAACCAGAGAAGAGGGAUUAAAGAUGGAAAGGAGUGUUUGAAAAUGCGAGGGCUGGGUCCGCUGCGAAUGAGGCGCUGACUGAAGAGCGAAGGAUUAAAGCAACCUGAACACCCUCAAAGACUAUAUCUCAGGGAAGAGCUGAAGCUGGGUUUUGUUUUGUUUUUGUUUUUUACAGAGCGGUGCACACCCGUGUAUGUUUUGUACACAUGCUGGAUUAAAUGAUGGAGCCGAAGAAGAGACUAUUUAUACUUGAUCAGAGACCUGAGCAUUAGACUUUCAAAGAUGCUGUGCAUUUGUUUGAAACUUGGUUAGUCUUGUCCCCUUUUUUUUAUAUUUGGCAGAAGUUUUAAAUAAAAAUAUAUUUUAUGAAAAAUGAAAA